GCACUUUUUGCGAUGCUGCCUCCCCUGACUAAUAUUCUUUUCAGGCAUCGCCGGUGCGCGACGAUUGUCUGUCAGUGCUUGGGCUUCCGAAGUCAGCUUCUACUAUCUCCCCACCCAUCCUAUCUCCGGAGCCGAUUCCACCAAGGCCCCACAACUUCCGGCGGUUGUUGCGCGACGCUACACUAGGAGUACAAAUGCCGGCGUCAAAGUCGGCCGCGAUGCAGCGCCGUCAAAGUCGGCUCGCGUCAUUCUCCGCGGGGCUCUGGCUUGCCGCGGCCGCUGUCUCCUCGUGCCACGCGGCUAGCAUACCGAUCCGCGCAUCUCAAUCCGUGUUUCUCAGCGACUGCCAGAAGGCAUGGGGGACGACGAUCCCAGGGUGGUCCCAGACAGCCAGCUGUAGCGCUGCUCAAGGUCUCACGUGUGACCCGUCGGGCAUGAUUACCGCCAUUCGAAUGGAUUCCACAAACAUUUCUGGUGCUAUUCCCGACAGCAUCUCCUCACUCACUGCACUGACAUGGCUAGACCUGGGAUAUAAUCAGCUUGACGGAUCUAUUCCAGCUGGAUUUGGAAACCUCCCUGCAUUGCAGUACCUAGCCCUGACGAACAAUCAGCUUACUGGACCCAUCCCAGCUGGCAUUGGAAAUCUCCCCAACUUGAAAGUGCUAUAUAUGGGAGGCAAUCAGCUGACUGGGCCCAUUCCAGAUGUUUUUGGAAACCUCACAAACUUGGACACACUAUUUUUGGGGUUAAAUUCGUUGACUGGCUCCAUUCCCAACAGCAUCACCUCACUCAAUCAGCUCUCCAUUCUUUCUUUGGCGUCCAACUCGUUGACUGGCUCCAUUCCCGACAGCUUUACCUCACUCAAUCAGCUCUCCUCUCUUUCUUUGGCGUCCAACUCGUUGACUGGCUCCAUUCCCAACAGUAUCACCUCACUCAAUCAGCUCUUCCUUCUAGAUCUGUCUGCGAAUCAGCUUUCGGGGCCCAUCCCAGCUGGAAUUGGAAACCUCACAAACUUGAAGGCACUGAGUUUCUCAAACAACUCGUUGACUGACUCCCUUCCCAACAGCUUCACCUCACUCAAUCAGCUCACCAUUCUAGUUCUGUCUAGGAAUCAGCUUUCCGGGCCCAUUCCAGUUGGGAUUGGAAACCUCACGAACUUGAAGGCACUGAGUUUCUCAAACAACUUGUUGACUGGCUCCCUUCCCAACAGCAUCACCUCACUCAAUCAGCUCUCCAUUCUAUGGCUCGACAACAAUUCGCUGAGCGGGAUCCUUCCAAACUCUCUUGAGGUCAUGUCUCAGCUUACCUCCUUGGGAAUCAAUGACACGAGCCUCAACGGAACGUUGCCAACGUUUCUUGGGAGUUUCAGUUCCCUCGAUUCACUCAACAUCAGCGGCACAAACCUCACGUGCCCACCGGACUACAUCGCCUGUGGCUCAACACAGUCGCCUAAGACAGCCUUCUGUCGGACGUGCCCUUCCUUCUGCAGCACUUGUGGCAAACCAGCACCAGAUUCAUCCACAAACAGCAGCACCACCAGUAGCAGCUCUGGAGGCAGAGGUGUAUCAACGGGAGUCAUUAUCGGUGUUGCUGUUGCGGCUGGGGUAGUUCUCCUGCUUCUCAUUGCCGUACUGCUCUGCUUCAGGCACACGAUGCAGCUGAAGAGAAAGGCCCUAGGUACCAGCCUGGCUGCUGCACACUGCACGGAAUUCUCUCUGGCUGAGGUCCUCAAGGCCACCAACAACUGGUCGGAGGACAACCAGCUUGGCUCGGGUGCCUUUGGUGAUGUCUACAAGGGCGUGUCUCCUCGCGAUGGCACCACAGUGUGGGCUGUGAAGCGAGCCAAGCUGAUCGACGUGGACUUCCAGAGGGAGAUCCUCCAAAUGGCCGACAAGAACCAUCCCAACAUUGUGCGGCUGCUCGGGUUUGCAGUUGGAGGGGACGUGAGGUCGAAAAUCGAGCAGAUCUUGAUCUACGAGUUUGUGUCCAACGGUGAUCUCCACAAGUGGAUUGAUCGCGAUGCAUCCAACCCUCUAAGCUUCAAGCAGCGGCUGGACAUUCUCAUUGGAAUCGCACGUGGCUUUGAGUACCUCCACAGCUUCGACAUUGUGCAUCGGGACAUCAAGCCGGCAAACAUCCUCAUCACUGCUGACAUGCAGGCCAAGAUUGCAGACUUUGGGCUUGUGAGGGCGGGAGAGGGCACCACAGUGGGCUCUACUCGGAUCAUGGGAACACCGGGCUAUCUGGAUCCCGUUUACUCCAGGACAUCGCUGGCAACUUCUGCCAGCGAUGUCUACAGCUUCGGUGUGCUCAUGCUUGUGGUCCUCACGGGGGAGGCUCCAAUUAUUGAGUCGGCUGGAGAAACCAGGCAGAUCACUUCGUGGGCAUCCGAGUGCAUGACCUUGGGUGACUUGGGGAGCCUCACUGACUCCAAUGUUGAGGCCCCUGGGGAUGCUGUGUUGCGCUUGACUCAGCUGGCAAUCAGCUGCACCGUGGAGCGCACUGCAAGCCGCCCAAGCAUGGCUCACAUUGCCAACCAGCUGAAGGCCAUCCGGGAGGAGGUGGCGGGGAAGGAUGAGCUGAGUGCUGCGGUUAAGGUGGAUGCGCAGGUGCAGGAGAUGAAGGACACAUUUGGAGAUGUCGAUGCGUUUGAGGAGUCACUCAAGAUGAUUGGGGAGAGAUUCUCCAACGAAAACCAUGUCUAAAUCUGUUAAGGGUGUGAUACCAUAUACACCCGGAUAUAAGCGCAUAUGUGCUUGUUAUGGAACCCCUUGCAAAAUCACCUGCGUUUAUAAUCGAAUUUAAUGUGUAAGCCCAUGCGCUUUAUAAAUGUACCGUAAAGAA
This is a messenger RNA of Closterium sp. NIES-67, 2844 nucleotides long. The record is from the annotation of a GenBank genome assembly. Lineage: Eukaryota; Viridiplantae; Streptophyta; Zygnematophyceae; Desmidiales; Closteriaceae.